Trypanosoma theileri is the source of this 609-nucleotide messenger RNA. RefSeq lists its product as uncharacterized. The transcript has a single exon. Gene Ontology annotation, biological process: DNA replication-dependent chromatin assembly. Bases 1 to 609 code for a protein of 202 amino acids. Gene Ontology annotation, cellular component: nucleus. Gene Ontology annotation, molecular function: histone binding. Lineage: Eukaryota; Euglenozoa; Kinetoplastea; Trypanosomatida; Trypanosomatidae. The record is from RefSeq and is a predicted model, not a curated record.
AUGACGACAAGAGUUUCGCUCUGUGGUGUCUCAAUCGUUGGCAACAAUCCUGCAGCGUUUGAUGAGCCUAUCUCUGUGAAGGUAUUACUCGAAGUUUUUGAGAAGCCGCCAACACUUCCAAUUGAUGUGAAGUUUGUGUGGAACCCAAUUUGGGAUUUCCCUGUGGAGCAGGAGUUGGAUGCAUUUGAGGUUGGGCCGCUGACAACACUUGGGAGGCAUGAGCUAACGCUUCAGAGUGACCCUCCCGACUUUGCAAAGAUUCCUGACCCUACCGGGCCAACAGCGUUGAUCAUCACCUUCAGUUACGAUGGCAGGGAGUUCCUCCAUUUGGGUUACAACGCCAUAGUGACAUGCGAGGGGGAAAUGCCUGAUGUCUUUUUGGAUGCAGGACAACUGCGGCGUCAUCUUACACAGUGCUUUCCGAAACAGACAAUGAUUGUAUGGGACACUGAUGACUGCAACGGUGGUAAUAAUAAUGAUAAUGGUAAUGGUAAUGAUGUGGAUGUUGAUGAUGAUGAACAUGAUGAGGAUGAUGAGGAUGUGAAGGGGGUAGAGAGCUCGCAUGAUGAAGACGAGAGUCCACCCGCAAAGAAAGCCAAGCACAACUGA